This is a messenger RNA of Felis catus (domestic cat), 813 nucleotides long. RefSeq names its product monocyte chemoattractant protein 1 (gene MCP-1). Gene Ontology annotation, biological process: lymphocyte chemotaxis; cellular response to tumor necrosis factor; immune response. Bases 89 to 388 code for a protein of 99 amino acids. Gene Ontology annotation, cellular component: extracellular region. The record is from RefSeq and is a predicted model, not a curated record. The transcript has 3 exons. Lineage: Eukaryota; Metazoa; Chordata; Mammalia; Carnivora; Felidae. Gene Ontology annotation, molecular function: CCR chemokine receptor binding; chemokine activity.
GCAGCCAGAGGAACCAGAGGAGCAGAGAAGCUGAGACCAGCUUGGAAACCUCCAGCUCUCACGCCCAAGCUCCUCGUUCCCCGCAGACAUGAAGGUCUCCGCAGCGCUUCUGUGCCUGCUGCUCACAGCUGCUGCCUUCAGCCUCCAGGUGCUCGCCCAGCCAGAUGCAAUUAAUUCUCCAGUCACCUGCUGCUAUACACUCACCAAUAAGAAGAUCUCGAUGCAGAGGCUGGUGAGCUAUAAAAGAGUCACCAGCAGCAAGUGUCCCAAAGAAGCUGUGAUCUUCAAGACCAUCCUAAACAAGGAGAUCUGCGCUGACCCAAACCAGAAGUGGGUCAAGGAUUCCAUGGCACACCUGGACAAGAAGACCCAAACUGCAAAGCCUUGACUACUCACUCUGAAACCGAAGAAUCUAAAAUUAAUUUAUUUUCUUCUAGUUUUCCCUAAAUGCCCUCCUGAUGUUAUUUUAUUAUAAUAUCAAAGACUACAAACUUUGUUUAUUGAUACUCACAUGAAGCCUGAAGUACUGUUAAUCUUAUUUAAGUUAUUGAUGUUUUAAAUUUAUCUUCCCUGGAUACUAGGGUUUUUGUUUUUUGUUUUUUGUUUUUUGUUUUUUUUCAUAUGGAGACCAGACAAAUUGCUUUUCUCUGGGAGGGGGGGAAGUUCCACCCCUGGGAUGGUGUGAGUGUCCUUGCAAGGACCAUUAAUGCAAAGACUAUGUUUUAAAUUCUAAAGAAUUGCUAAAAAUGCUAUUGUGGAGAUGUAUAUUAUAUAACUAUUGAUCAAUAUAUAAAUAUAUAUUUUUGUACAAAA